AUGCAAAAAGCCACAGAAACACUCAUCUCAGGCUUCAACACAGGCACCAUAAACGACAUCAUGGCCCAUCGCUCCGCUGCCUGCACGCAACGCAUCCUGCCCAAAACUCUCGGGCGAACGCCCAAGAACAACGCCGAAGCGAGAGAACACGUAACACACGUCUAUGACCUCUUACACGACUGGACUGUAACUUCUUAUUUCCCUCCCUCCCAAGCCUCCCCAUCGAUCGCUCUUCUGAUGACUCUCCAUCUUCUAGUUCACGGCAGACAACAUCCUUUACGACGUCGCGGCCAGGAAGAGCUGCUUCCACGCUACGAGUUCCGCGACAUCGCCCGUCGGGCCGUUUGGGAAUGAGUACUCUUUCUUUCUCUGGUUUUCGGAGGAUGGGGAGGAGAUUACUAGGAUUGAAGAGAUGGUCGAUUCGGCUUAUAGUAAGGAGUACUUUGCGAGGUUGACGGCGCAUAUGAAGGGCGUUGACGACGGGGAGGGAGCGGGGAGUAUCAUGAGGAGAGAUUAG
Messenger RNA from Lecanosticta acicola, 517 nucleotides. NCBI's taxonomy places the organism in Eukaryota, Fungi, Ascomycota, Dothideomycetes, Mycosphaerellales, Mycosphaerellaceae. The record is from the annotation of a GenBank genome assembly.